Molecule: messenger RNA, 1230 nt
Organism: Aphanomyces invadans
Lineage: Eukaryota; Oomycota; Saprolegniomycetes; Saprolegniales; Verrucalvaceae
Exons: 9
Biological process (GO): spliceosomal tri-snRNP complex assembly
Source: RefSeq, a predicted model, not a curated record
CAUGGUCGUUGGCACAGGAGUCGGCACGGUCGUGUGCCUGGAAGUUCCAGUUGGAAGCGAGUUUGGCAUCGACUACGAAGCCUUUCGCACCGCAGACAAGUUUCGCGGCGUCAAGUUGAUUCCGCCUGGUCUCCAUUUCAUCUUUUACGCGUCCAAUGGUGACAACGACAAUGGACAUGGCAUUCGACAAGGCUUCUUCGUGGAGAUCAAACCAAAUGACGUGGUCAUUCGAACAUGGUCGUCGGAGACGGAAGAAUUAGUUCCCAUGACGCGAGAAGCAGACAUUGAGAACCUCACGCGAGCUGUCCACGGGUUCCAGUUGGACGGUAACUUGGGGGCGUAUCCCCAGAAGCAUGCCAAAAGUUGGCAUCGCCUCUCCAAGUACAUCACCAAAGACAUCCUUGCAAAGUGCGGUUUGACUGUCGGGGGCACCAUUUCCCCAGGCGACCCUGAUGCGGUGUCGUUGGACCGCGGUGACGCCGCGAUUAAACCUUUCUUUCCAGACGUGGCUCAAGUUGCGCGUUUUACUCGAUUGACGAAGCCAACGUCUCAGAGAGUCGCGAGCGACUUGACACGGUAUCACGUUGACAGCAGCGAACACCUUGAGUGGUUGCUAAAAACGCACUACUCGAACGACUGGCGCGCCCUCCUCGGCGAAGUGCAACUUUCGUUUGUAUUGUUUUUGUUCAUAUCAUCGCUUGACGCCCUCCAUCAAUGGAAGCAGUUUGUAUGGAUGUUGUGCUCGUGUGAAGAUGCCGUGACGACGCGACCAGAACUGUUUGCCGCGUUUCUCCAGCUCACCCAGGUGCACUUGGAACAGGUUGGGACCGACUUUUUCCAAGACGAAUUGGCCACCGACAACUUUAUCAAGGCCUCCCUUGCCUCGCUCUUUGAGAUCCUGCACGACGACACACUCAAUGACAAGCUGCUGGAGCGGGCAGCAAAGCUCAAGCAGUUUUUGAAGGACCGGUUCCAGCUGCAGUUUGACGUGAUGGGCACGUAUUGUUUUGGCGAUGAUGACAGUGCGCCGGCCGUCAUCCUUCCCGAUCAACUACCGUCGUUUGUAUUCACGCAAGACGCUACGGACUCGGACGACGCAAUCCGUCGCAUUGCUCGAGACCUCCACGGCCAAACGAGUGACAUGGCAUAACUAACGAAGUGCAUCGAAUCUUCUCUAUGUGGCGACUCCAUCCUAAAUUAAAUGUACGGCACGGACCCAAUCACGCCAAA